AGAUUAGACAACCCGAUGCUCCGAAGGAAUACAUUUGGUUGCGAAGGUGGUGGUGCACUAGUACCAACGCGGGGAGAUUCACCUUCACCUAGACCUUUCUUUCACCAUGUAAGAGGGGAUUUGUAUAUAAAAGCUCUCUUCUGGGUAGCAAAGGCACCAGAGACCACAAUUUCACUCACAUACCUUCCUUACUCGACCGACAAACAACUAGCGUAUCGAAAUAAUAUCUUGUUUAGAAUCAACAUGAGAUCAUUAGUGAUUUUGGUGCUGGCAGCCGUGGCUAUUGCCUCGUGCAGAGAACCGAAGGGGGACAAACGAUCGUCGAGAUUACCGUUUAAAGGGAAGCGUGGCAUCGUCGAGUACUCCGGAGGAUCUUACAACUCUCCUCUCAUAAGCUCUGGAUACACCGGCGGAUACUCGUUGGGCCAUUCCUCGGGUAUCCAAAGUUUAGGAGGCGGUUCGAUGGGAUACUCCCUGGGAUCCGGAGGACUGGGGCACAACUUGGUUCAAGGGAUCGCGUUGGGAGGGCAGCACUUCGGAGGGCAAUCGUACUCCUCUCCCGGCCUCGGCUCCCUCGGCGGUGGAGGAGGCCUGUUCAGCCCACCGUCCAAAAAUGGCCCGGUCACGUUUGGCGUCCAUGGAGGAGGUGGUUCUUCGUCUUCGACCGGUUACCCGGCCCCGGUCUACGCGACAGGUCACGGACUGUCGGCGUACGGCAGCGGCUCCUCUCAUCAAGGGAUCAGCCUUUCGUCGAUGUUAGGAUCCGGUCACAGCUCCGGCUACAGCCUGCCGGCUUCGUCCCUCGGCUCGGGCCACGCCGUGUCCAUCUCUCCGGGUUACGCGGCCAGCGGGGGUUUGGUAAUCGAUUCCAGCUCCCUUGGAAAAGGAUCCUCGAGCUACAGCCUCCCGCUAUCCUCCUCCUCCCACGGAAGUUCGCCCCUGAGCAGCCUGUCAGCCUCUAGCUCCUCCAGUUACGCUCUCCCGAUAUCCUCGGGAUCCUCUCACUCCGGCAUUUCUGCCCUUCACUCCAGUUCCACAGGUAGCUACUCCCUGCCGGUCUCCUCUGGAUCCAUAGGGGGACACGUAAGCCUCUCCGGCGGAUCCUCGGACAGCUACUCCCUUCCUGCCUCGUCUAUCUCGCACCCUUACGUAACAUCCGAUGCUUCCUCCUCCUCCUCCUCCUCCUCGGGAAGUUCCAGCUACUCGAGUCCGUCCUCCAGCUAUUCCGCGCCCGCUUCCGGAUCUAUAUCCAGCUACUCGAGCCCUGCCUCCUCCUACUCCAGCUCGGGUUAUUCCAGCACAUCGAGCAGCUAUUCCCCUAUCUAUUCGGUUCCUUCGACGUCGUACGGUACCCCGAUGGAAUCGCACGGCUCGUACUCGAAUCUGGCGCCCAGAUACCUCGAGUAUCCCGGCUCGAAGAGCUACGAAGAUUCCACGAGCAACAAGUACGACACGAUUUCGUAUUCGAGUCCGAGUGGGAAGUAUUAAUAUCGUUGGUAGGAGGAUCGGAUGCUCGGAUGUCCGCGAGAGGAGGUGGAUCUCGUAGACCGAUCGUGUCUUGACCUGGGUUCUUCCGUGUCCAUCCAUCGAUCCAUCCGAUCGUAUAGGAUGCCGUUCUAAUUUAUAUAUUUUUACGUUUCUAGAAUUAAUUAUAUUAUUUAAAACGCCGUUUUGCGUAUUUAUAUUAAUUGUGAAUUAAUUUGUACGAAGAGUUCCGCAACAUCGAUAUUUCUUCGUUCGAUAUCGAUGUUCAUAGUUUUAUACAUAUUCUUGUUUGUAAUAAAGCGAUUCCUUUUUGUAACCGUUUCA
Apis cerana (Asiatic honeybee) is the source of this 1809-nucleotide messenger RNA. Its product is annotated as hornerin. Lineage: Eukaryota; Metazoa; Arthropoda; Insecta; Hymenoptera; Apidae. The record is from RefSeq and is a predicted model, not a curated record.